Messenger RNA from Staurois parvus, 361 nucleotides. The record is from the annotation of a GenBank genome assembly. Lineage: Eukaryota; Metazoa; Chordata; Amphibia; Anura; Ranidae.
GAUCACCGAUCACGAAAAGAGCUGAAGAUGUCGGCUCGGUCAUGUGUCUAAUUACAGCUGAUCACAUGGGACAUGUACACUGAUCAUCAGGGCACUGAUGAUCAGUGUGCCCUGAUGAUCAGUGUAGCCCCAGCAGUGCCUCGUGCCAGUGCCCAUCAGUGCCACAUCAAUGCAACAUAUCAGUGGAUACCAGUGCACAUCAAUGCCACAUAUCAGUGCCCAUCUGAGCUGCCUUUCAGUGUCACCCAUUAGUGCCCAGUCAGUGCCACCUAUCAAUGCCAAUCAGUGCCACCUAUCAGUGCUGCCAAUCAGUGCCACCAAUCAGUGCCAGUCAGUGCCACCUAUCAGUGCCGCCUAUCAG